Messenger RNA from Falco peregrinus (peregrine falcon), 4562 nucleotides. It is a transcript of the gene TMEM259, whose product is annotated as transmembrane protein 259. Gene Ontology annotation, cellular component: endoplasmic reticulum. Gene Ontology annotation, biological process: positive regulation of ERAD pathway; response to endoplasmic reticulum stress. The coding region runs from base 561 to 2789 and encodes 742 amino acids. The record is from RefSeq and is a predicted model, not a curated record. The transcript is spliced from 11 exons. NCBI's taxonomy places the organism in Eukaryota, Metazoa, Chordata, Aves, Falconiformes, Falconidae.
UGCCGCCGUCGUCCGUGCCGGCGGAGGAAGAUGGCGGCGGGGCGCUGACGGGACGGGACUGGGCCGCUCCGCACGCACCGCGCCGCGCCGGGAGGGCCGAGGCUCCCGCUGCGCUCCGGGACGGGCCGCGCCGCCCCCGUGACGGACCCUCCAUGGCCGCGGGGCCGGCCCAGCAGCCGCGUCCCCGCUGGGCCUGCUCGGGUCGCGCAACCCCCGGGCCCCGCCGAGGUAGCGGCCCGCUGAGCCCCGAGGCCUGGCCCGGGCCUCGCCGGGCCUGACCCGCUCUCCGCUCCGGAGGCGUCUGCGCGCAGGAGGCCGGGCCGGGCCCGGAGGGUCGCCCCUGAGGAGAGGGGGCCGGGGGCAGCGUCUGCCCGGUCCACCCGGCGCCCUGCACCGGGCAGCUCCCGCGGCUUCUCCCCGGCCUCUCGGCGGCAGCGCUCGACCUUCGUCCCCUCCGAAGCGGUCGCUCGGCCCCAAGCCCGCUGUGCGGCGGGGGAUCGGUCCCUCCGGCCCAGGUCAGUGCUGCCAGCGCCCCUCGGCUCCCAGCCGCAGGCGUCAGGAUGUCCGAGAACCAGCCGAACGCCAACAACCACCACCCGGCUAACAACAACGGGGGCGGUGGGGCUGCCGGGGGCAACAACCGGGGCGUCCGCAACCCCAACCUCAACCAGAACCCCUUGAUCAAUGUGCGCGAUCGCCUCUUCCACGCGCUCUUCUUCAAGAUGGCAGUGACCUACGCUCGCCUCUUCCCACCCUCUUUCCGCCGCGUCUUCGAGUUCUUCGUCCUCCUCAAGGCUCUCUUUGUGCUGUUCAUCCUGGCUUACAUUCACAUCGCCUUCUCCCGCUCGCCCAUUAACUGCUUGGAGCACGUGCGAGAUAAAUGGCCACGCGAUGGCAUCUUGCGUGUGGAAAUACAGCGCAACUCAAGCCGAGCCCCGAUCUUCCUGCAAUUCUGUGGUGUCGAGAAGUUCCCGGGAAUGGUAAUUGAAUCCACAGCUGAGGAAGAGGAGGAAGAAGAGGAGGAAAUGACCGUGGAUAUGUUUGAAAACAGCUCUAUCAAGUUUGAGCUGGAUAUCGAGCCCAAGGUGUUCCUCAAGCCAUCCCGAGUGAGCAGCACUGAGGCACUGCCCCACAAUGAAAGCCAGGAGUUCUCGUUUAGUGAAGCAGCCACUAAAGGUAUGCAGCCUCUGAGGGAGACUGUGUCCGAGUUUGAGAUGCUAGCCAGAGCAGUGUGGCCACAGGAGGAGUACAUUGUGGAAUACUCGUUGGAGUACGGGUUUUUGCGCCUGUCCCAGAGCACUCGGCAACGCCUCAGCAUUCCGGUCAUGGUGGUGACUUUGGAUCCUACCAGGGAUCAGUGCUUUGGGGACAGGUUCAGUCGCCUAUUGCUGGAUGAGUUCCUGGGUUAUGAUGACAUCCUGAUGUCAAGUGUCAAAGCUUUAGCUGAAAAUGAAGAAAACAAAGGUUUCCUUCGGAAUGUGGUGUCUGGGGAGCACUAUCGCUUUGUCAGCAUGUGGAUGGCUAGGACUUCGUAUCUGGCAGCCUUUGUCAUCAUGGUCAUAUUUACCCUGUCUGUUUCGAUGCUGUUGCGCUACUCGCACCAUCAGAUCUUUGUCUUCAUUGUUGACCUGUUGCAGAUGCUGGAAAUGAACAUGACAAUUGCCUUCCCUGCAGCUCCCCUCCUCACUGUCAUUCUGGCUCUAGUAGGUAUGGAGGCCAUUAUGUCCGAGUUCUUCAAUGACACCACAACUGCAUUUUACAUCAUCCUCAUCGUGUGGCUGGCUGACCAGUACGACGCUAUCUGUUGCCACACCAAUACGAGCAAGAGGCAUUGGCUCAGGUUCUUCUAUCUGUACCACUUUGCCUUCUAUGCUUACCACUAUCGAUUCAACGGGCAGUACAGCAGCCUGGCUCUCGUCACCUCGUGGCUCUUCAUCCAGCACUCAAUGAUUUACUUCUUCCACCACUAUGAGCUACCAGCCAUUCUCCAGCAGAUCAGGAUCCAGGAGAUGCUGUUGCAGAACCAGCAGGUAGGCCAGGGGACUCAGACGACGCUCCAGGACAACCUCAACAACAACACUACAGCUGCCCCCGUUGACGUGGGGGGCCGCCGGCCCCACCUGGCCGCCGGCCCCUCUGGGGAGAGCAGCAGCCCGGCUGCCCUGACUCCCAGCGAGGCCUCCAGCGUCAUCGCCGCUGCCACUGCGGCUUCUGUUGGGAGUGAUCUGAACUGGGUAGCCGAGACAGCUGCCAUCGUUACAGAAGCCUCGUUUCUCUCUGACCUGAGCACUACCCUCCUGGAGCCAAACGUGGUGCACGAAGCUGUGGCCAAUGGGAACCCGCAGGACGCCGCUGCUGCCUCCAGUUUGGUUGCCCGCAUCAGAGUCAGCAGCGACCACCCGGAGACAGCCAUGGGUUCCAUCACCAUUGAAGUCACUUCAACAUCUGUGGUGGCUGCAGCAGAUGUUCCCCCAGCUGCAGAGGUGCCACCAGCUGCGCCCCUCGUCCCGCUGCAGGAGGAGGGGGCUUCAGUCCCCAGCCCUCCCCUCCCUGCACAGACUGAGGCUGUCAAGGGCUCAGACAGCCAAGCAAAACCUAGUGGCAAGAACUGCGUUGCGAACAGCAGUGUGGUAGAGACCCCUCUGGCCUUGGUGGAGGACACUGAUCAGGACAGACGUUUGGGGCGUGCUCUUGGGGACUGGGGAGAAAGCAGCCCUUGCCCAGCACCAGCGGAUAGCACACCUAGCUCCAAACCUUGCUCGGAGCCAGACUCGAGGAGCCUGUCUUGAGUCCCUGUUACUGUAAUUCUGGACUGCCAGGAAGGCAUUUGGAUUUUGUUUGUUACUAUUUCUCACUUCACCAUCAUCCUUAACCCAUGAAUUCCUCUUAGCAGAGGCAGAGCAGCUGGGACAGAGAAAAGGUGCUGCAGUGGACUCCCCUGGGAACAGCACGUGAGAGCCUGAUGUGCGUGGGACUGCCGGGAGGGAGGGACGAGGCCUGCGAGGCUCAGGGCCCUCGUCCCGAGGCUGUGGGCAAGCAGGCUGCCUGCUCGAGCCCUGCAGUCACUCCCCUGCCCCAGCUUUUCCUUGCCCCUGGCUGCCCCAGCUUUGCCCCCUGCAGUGGCAUUUGCCGUCCAGAUGCUGAUAGCAAGAGCUGAUGUGGGACAGCCCACACGUGUGUGGCAGCUUUCUGGUUAGAAUAGCAGCUGCAUGUGGACGGAGAGUUUUCUGACACCUGCAGGAGAGCUGCAAAAACCAGAGGAGAAACCUGGUGAACUUUUCCUUCUCUUUAAGGGGAAGAGGAGCUUAAGGCCUUCCCCAGACACUAGAUGUGCUCACGCCAGGGCAAAGCUGGGCGAUAACCAAAGUAGAAGCUGCAAUUCAGCCCCAUUUUUUUCUGUCCUUGAACUUCCCUCGGUCAGCGGGUUUGGGGGGUAGAAGCUGCUGUGUCCAGGUUGGAGCUUCCAUCCCCAGAGAGAUGCAUUUGGCUGGACUGGGAAGCAGCAGCGUUGAUUCCCAUGCUGAUCAGCCCUGGAGAAGUGCUGUCCCUUCUGCCACUGGUGACCUCUGCGAGGGCGUUCAGAAUUUGGCCUCUCUUAGGUGUGUGUGGCCAGCAUAAAAUAGGAGCUCCAGGCACAGGCAGAUGGUAUCAAGUAAUUCCUGCUGGGAGCUGAUCUGUAGUGUCAGUGUCUGUGGAUACGUUUGGGAUGAGGAGGACAGCAGCUCCAUCUCUGUAUGACUCUGCUUUUUGGCACCUGCUGCUGUGGGUGAUGUAGUUUUGCUUUUCAGUGCCUUGUCCCUUAAAUGGGACACGUUUGGGUUUAAGAUCAGCCCCAUCCCAGAGGAGAGAGAUCAGCUUUUCACUGGCUGAACUGUUGCAUGAGAUGGUUUAGCAAAGAACCAAAACACUAAAGCCAAGACAUUUCAGCUAAUUUUUCCUCCUUUCCCUGGCAGCAGAGGUGAAGCUGGCUGUGCCUGACCCCUCUGCCGUGCUGCUGGGGGACUGGGACGGGCACCGGCUGCCCCCGAGGACGGGCUGGACCCACAUGAUGUGGCUGAAGGAGGCAUUGUGCUGGCAGGUAGAGCGGAGGCAGGAGUGCGUCCCGGCUGUAGGGUGGAGAGGAGAGAGGAGCUUGGGGAGUGACGUGGAAAAGCGCAGUGCUGGCAGGUGGCUCUGCUCUUUGUGGGGGGCUGUGGAAGUGUCCCCGAGUUCAACGUCGUCUCUCCACAGCUGAGCAGCGUCUGUGGAGUCCAUCUCCCUUGGAGGUGCAUUUUGGUGUCUUCCACCAGGAAAGAGUUUCCACAUCAGCACUGGGGGAUCUCAGAGCCCCCCGCUUCACCGUCUCUGCAUUUCCCACCCAGGGGCCCCCCUUACUAUUUUUUUUUUUUCUUUUUGUCUCAAGAAGCCCUGGGUGUUCUCUGGGGAGUGGGGGAGCCUGCUCAUGCCCCGCAUGCCAGAUCCUUCUGCAGCCAGCCUCCCUGGGAAGGGGCCGUGGCGCCUGGCUCCCUGCUCCGGCAGGAGUGUGCCAGAGAGCAUGGAAUAAUCGUAGGCUUUUAAGAGGA